AUGACUGCUGAAAUAGCUUCACUUACAAGUCAAGCUCUUACACAAGUAAUAUCUUCCUAUUAUUCCCAACGAUGUAACUACCGUAGCGCUGCCCCCUAUCUUGACUACAACAGUAUCAUCAACAACAACAACAGUGUCAUCAACAACAACAUCAGCAUCAUCAACAACAACAGUAUCCUCAACAACAACAGCAUCAUCAACAACAACAUCAGUAUCAUCAACAACAACAACGGUAUCAACAACAACAACAACGAUAGUAUCAACAUCAACAACAACGGUAUCAUCAACAACAACAACAGUGUCCUCAUCGACAACGACAGCAUCAUCGACAACAACAACAGUAUCAUCAACAACAACAGCAUCAACAACAACAGUAUCAUCGACAACAACAACAACAACAACAACAACAACAACAACAUCAUCAACCACAACAACAGUGUCCUCAACAUCAUCAUCAACAACAACAGUAUCAUCGACAACAACAACAACAACAACAACAACAUCAUCAUCAACCACAACAACAGUGUCCUCAACAUUAUCAUCAACAACAACAUCAUCAACAACAACAGUCAUCAACAACAACAUCAUCAUCCACAACAACAGUGUCCUCAACAACAACAUCAUCAUCAACAACAACAUCAUCAUCCACAACAACAGUGUCCUCAACAACAUCAUCAUCAACAACAUCGUCAACAACAACAGUAUCAUCAACAACAACAUCAACAUCAUCAACGACAUCAUCAACAACAACAACAACAACAACAACAACAACAACAUCAACAACAACAACAGUGUCCUCAACAACAACAUCAUCAACAACAACAACAGUAUCAUCAACAUCAUCAUCAACAACAUCAUCAACGACAACAGUAUCAACAACAACAACAGCAUCAUCAACCACAUCAUCAACGACAACAUCAACAACAUCAACAUCAACAACAACGGUAUCAUCAACAACAACAGUAUCAUCAACAACAACGGUAUCAUCAACAACAACUACAAGUGUAACAACAACAACAACAACAACAACUCAAUCUCUGACGGAUCAGUUAACAGCCUUAGUCAAUGAUAUUAAUACUCUUACGACUGCCACGAAUAACA
Molecule: messenger RNA, 1101 nt
Organism: Scylla paramamosain (green mud crab)
Lineage: Eukaryota; Metazoa; Arthropoda; Malacostraca; Decapoda; Portunidae
Product: myb-like protein I
Source: RefSeq, a predicted model, not a curated record